Molecule: messenger RNA, 948 nt
Organism: Hydractinia symbiolongicarpus
Lineage: Eukaryota; Metazoa; Cnidaria; Hydrozoa; Anthoathecata; Hydractiniidae
Exons: 5
Coding region: 1-948 (315 amino acids)
Source: RefSeq, a predicted model, not a curated record
AUGAUCGCCGAAAAACGUAAAAUAAAUAUUUCUGUUGCAUCAUCUUGGGUCAGAACUAAGAUUUGUUUUGCUUUAAUUCAUGCUUGUUUGCUUUGUUUGAGAGGUUCGAGAGGGAUUUAUAAAAGAAUCGAAAUGGGGGAUGAUAUUGUUUUGAGUGAGUUGUCAAGUUGUAUCAAUAUUGUGAAAUUCCUUGUAACAAACCAUGCGGACGAUAUUUGGGAAGAAGGACUAAAAAAAAGUAAGCAAGAAGUGAAAUGUAUUAUACACAACAACAAUUACAAGAAAGAAACAAAGUUAAGAGCAUUCACAGAAAAAUCAGCCGAAAAAGUGAAAAUAGCAAGUGAAAUUCGAAAUGAUGAAAAUGUCACUGAUUUAGUGAGCGGCGAUCUUUCCGAUUUGAAAUUUCAUCAGAAAUGUUUAGAUGCGUAUGUCCACCCAAAAACAUUAGCUACCAUACAAAAGAAAAAAGAAAAAGCUGAAGCAAGCGACGAUGAAACGGGAGAUGUUAACGACAUAGAAGAACAACAACCAACUUCAACUAUCCGAAUGUCACAGAGAAAGAGAGGCAGAACAGGUCAAUCACUUGCCAAGCAAGAUGAGUGCUGUAUCUGCCAAAAAAGAAAAACGAGUACAACAGGUAGUGGCUACGAAAAACUCAGCAAGUGUAUAACGGAAAGUUCUGCUCUCACGCUACAGACUGCAGCCCUACAAAAUGGGGCAAAUGAUGAGUUGAUAGGAUAUAUUUCUGGUCGCGAUUGGACGGGAAUAGUUGCACUUGAAUUGCGAUAUCAUGUAACAUGCUAUCGAGCUUUCACCAAGCCCGUUAAAACACCUUCUGCAAUCACUCAAGUAGACAAAGAGGCAUUGCAGCAUACUUUCGACUUUGUUGAGCUACAUGCUCUAAAUAAAUGCGAAGUGCUAUUGACAUUUAUAACAAGCAUUCCGUAA